Asparagus officinalis (garden asparagus) is the source of this 867-nucleotide messenger RNA. RefSeq lists its product as uncharacterized. The coding region runs from base 1 to 867 and encodes 288 amino acids. The transcript is spliced from 3 exons. The record is from RefSeq and is a predicted model, not a curated record. NCBI's taxonomy places the organism in Eukaryota, Viridiplantae, Streptophyta, Magnoliopsida, Asparagales, Asparagaceae.
AUGUCUUCUUCUUCUUCGACCUCCCUCAUCCUCGUCCUCCUCUCCCUCCCCUCCCCCACCACCACCUCCACCCUCCCCCUCCCCUUCAAAACCCCUCUCCUCUCCCUCCCCUCCAAACCCUUCUCCCCCCUCCUCUCCCUCUCUCUGAAAAACAAGAAGCAGACCCAAACCCUGGUCCCUUUCGUAGCCCAGACCUCCGACUGGGCCCAGCAAGAAGAAGAGAACAUGGCAGUAGCUGAUGAGGAGGGGGAGGGGGAGGGGAUAGCCACUGCUGGGUCUCCUAUUCAUUGGGAUGAUGUUGGAGAAAAGAAACUUCUUGGACCAGAAUUGGUACAGCAAGCAAUUGAUAAAAUUCAAUUAGUUCGGGAACGUCUUCGCACUGCACAAAGUCGUCAGAAGAGUUAUGUUGAUCAAAGAAGAAGAGAAUUAGAAUUUCAAGUAGGCGAUCAUGUUUUCUUAAAGGUUUCACCUACUCGAGGAGUGAAAAGAUUUGGAAUCCAAGGGAAGUUAAGCCCGAGAUUCAUUGGUCCUUUUGAAAUCCUAGAGCGUAUUGGUCCAGUGGCGUACAGAUUAGCAUUACCACCAGCACUGUCGGGAGUCCAUGAUGUAUUUCAUAUAUCCAUGCUUCGGAAAUUCAUCCGAGAUCCAAAUGAGAUCGUUGAGUUGUCUCCAGUGGAGCUCAAGCCAGAUUUGACCUAUGAGGAAAGACCAGAACGUAUUGUGGAUUUUAAAGAACAAGUACUUAGACACCGAAUAAUCAAAUAUGUGAAAGUUCAGUGGAAUAAUCACUCGGAAAGAGAAGCCACUUGGGAAACUGAAGAUUCUAUGCGAGAGAGAUAUCCGGAGCUGUUUCGAGAUAUAGAUUAA